CAAAACUCGUGAGUGUUGUUUGUGAGAACACAGGUGGUGAUAAAUGUUGUAAAAACCUCUUUAAUUCUUAAUCUUUGCGUGAAGUUAAACUCAAAAACAUGGAUCGGCGUGAUUACGACAAGGAUAAAGAGAGCAUCAGAUCUUUCUUGUUGGAGUUUUGUGUUCAGGAUGAUUCCGGUCACAAAAACUUCAAAUAUUCAAACCAACUUACGAAAUUGGCUCAUCGCGAACAAGUAGCUCUUUACAUCGAACUUGACGAUUUAUUUGCACACGAUGAGGAUUUGGCAAAAGCUGCAAUAAACAACACUCGCCGAUACACAACUUUAUUCUCCGACAUUGUUUUCGAACUGCUCCCGACGUUCGUAGAACGCGAGAUUGUCUCAAAAGACGCCUUGGAUGUCUACAUUGAACAUCGCUUAAUGAUGGAGCAACGUUUGAGACAACCAAAUGAACAGAGAGAUGCUCGAAAUAAAUUCCCACCGGAAUUGUUACGCAGAUACGAAAUCUACUUCAAGGACUUAUCCGCGAAUAAAACCGUCCCAAUUCGCGAAGUGAAAGCCGAACACAUCGGGAAAUUGGUCACUGUGAGGGGCAUAGUCACCCGGAGCACCGAAGUCAAGCCAAUGAUGACCGUAGCGACGUACACGUGCGACCAAUGCGGGGCGGAGACCUACCAGCCGGUCCAGGGGCUCAGUUUCAUGCCAGUUUUGAUGUGUCCUAGUGAAGACUGCCGGGUGAAUAAAUCCGGGGGGCGCUUAUACCUCCAAACUCGCGGCUCGAAAUUCGUCAAGUUCCAAGAACUCAAAAUACAAGAACACAGCGACCAAGUCCCAGUGGGGCACAUCCCGAGAACUUUGACGAUUUUCUGUCGUGGGGAAGUCACGAGAUUGGCGCUCCCGGGGCACCACGUGGCCGUCACUGGGACUUUCCUCCCCUUGCUCAAGACCGGCUUCAAGCAGAUCAUGGGGGGGCUGCUCUCGGAGACUUAUGUGGAAGCCCACCGAAUUGCCUUAGUGAACAAAACCGAAGACGAUGAAAGCUCAUCUAAACCACUCACUCCUGAAGAAUUGUCGGCUUUGACUGAAGAUGAUUUUUACACGAAAUUGGCGAUGUCUUUAGCACCGGAAAUUUAUGGUCAUCUCGAUGUGAAGAAAGCUUUGCUUCUUUUGCUAGUUGGGGGAGUGGACCGGAGACCCGACGGUAUGAAAAUCCGGGGGAAUAUCAAUAUUUGCUUGAUGGGGGACCCCGGAGUCGCCAAAUCGCAACUUUUGGGGUACAUUGAUCGAUUAGCGCCACGAAGUCAGUAUACCACCGGUCGAGGGUCGUCUGGAGUGGGGCUCACAGCGUCAGUCAUGAAAGACCCCAUGACGGGUGAGAUGAUGCUGGAAGGGGGCGCACUGGUCUUGGCCGAUCAGGGGGUUUGUUGCAUUGAUGAGUUUGAUAAAAUGGCUGAUGCGGAUCGAACAGCAAUUCACGAAGUUAUGGAACAACAAACAAUCAGCAUUGCAAAGGCGGGGAUUAUGACUUGUUUGAACGCAAGAGUCUCGAUUUUGGCGGCGGCGAAUCCCGCCUAUGGCCGAUACAAUCCCAAGCGUACAAUCGAACAAAACAUCCAAUUACCGGCCGCUCUUUUAUCCCGUUUUGAUCUGUUGUGGUUGAUUCAGGACAAAGCUGACCGUGAUAAUGACUUAAAACUCGCCAAACACAUCACAUAUGUCCACCAGCAUUGCAAACAGCCCCCCACACAAGUCAAAGCCCUCGAUAUGGCCGUCAUGCGGAAAUACAUCGCGCUAUGUAAGUUGAAAGAACCGGUGAUUCCCGAAGACCUCACCGAUUACAUUGUCAAUGCCUAUGUGGAAUUGAGGAAUGUCGCGAGAAAUUCCAGAGACAUGACUUUUACUUCAGCUAGGAAUUUGUUAGGGAUUUUGAGACUCUCCACCGCUUUAGCCAGACUAAGAUUGGCCAAUGUUGUGGAAAAAGACGAUGUUAAUGAAGCCAUCAGACUGAUGGAAAUGAGCAAAGACUCUCUCAACCAGACUUUUGAGAAAGGGGCGAGACCACCCAAUGUUAAUGACCAAAUCUUUGCCAUCAUUAGGGACCUGGCAGGAGAUGAGAAAACGGUUAAACUAACAGACGUUAUGAACAAAUGCGCCAGUAAAGGACACAACCCUGAGCAAGUCGAUUCCUGCAUUGAGGAAUAUGAAGAGCUCAAUGUGUGGCAAGUGAACCAGACUCGCACGAAAAUCACAUUUAUUUAAGUUUUUUUGUAUUUUUGUGUUCAAUAAAGAAUUGAUACUGA
Messenger RNA from Tribolium madens (black flour beetle), 2299 nucleotides. RefSeq names its product DNA replication licensing factor Mcm7 (gene Mcm7). The transcript is spliced from 5 exons. NCBI's taxonomy places the organism in Eukaryota, Metazoa, Arthropoda, Insecta, Coleoptera, Tenebrionidae. Gene Ontology annotation, cellular component: MCM complex; nucleus. Gene Ontology annotation, molecular function: ATP hydrolysis activity; single-stranded DNA helicase activity; single-stranded DNA binding. The coding region runs from base 99 to 2258 and encodes 719 amino acids. The record is from RefSeq and is a predicted model, not a curated record. Gene Ontology annotation, biological process: DNA replication; double-strand break repair via break-induced replication; DNA replication initiation.